Drosophila albomicans is the source of this 1268-nucleotide messenger RNA. Its product is annotated as mitochondrial amidoxime-reducing component 1. The transcript is spliced from 4 exons. Lineage: Eukaryota; Metazoa; Arthropoda; Insecta; Diptera; Drosophilidae. Gene Ontology annotation, molecular function: catalytic activity; molybdenum ion binding; pyridoxal phosphate binding. The coding region runs from base 108 to 1133 and encodes 341 amino acids. The record is from RefSeq and is a predicted model, not a curated record.
UGUAAAUAUGUAUGUAAGUGCAUAUCAUGUUAAUCUAUUUAGUCGGAGAAAGCAACAAGUAGUCGUCGCAUCUAAACAGAUAAGUGAUCAUUACAUAAGCUACGAACAUGAAUUCCAACUUAAGCAAUAGCUUGGGACUGUCCAAUAAGACCUUGAUCGGUGUGGGCGUAGGUUUGGUGGCUGCAGGGACCGCUGGUUACUUGGUAUAUCGCCAUCUACAUCGCGAUCUGAUGCCAAUAAAAUGGCGUCGCGUUGGCACUCUGCAGCAGAUUCACAUAUUUCCAGUCAAGUCGUGUGCUCCGCUCAAGAUCAGUGACCAGCAACAGGAGUAUGAUUGUGAUUUGCUCGGCAUUGGCAUUGACAGCUGGCGUGAUCGUAAAUUUAUGCUGAUCAACGAUAACAACGAAAUGAUAACAGCUCGAGGUUAUCCACAUAUGGUUCAUAUACAGCCCAAACAAAUUAUGAAUGGUUUGCUGUUUACCGCCCCUGGCAUGCCCGACUUACCACUGGACUUUCAUCAUUUGCAAUCACCUGGAAGGGAUGGAAAAGAUGUGCGCACCGCAGUGUGGGGCGUCAGCCUGACGGUCAUGUUGUGUGGUACUCAGUUUGACACUUGGUUCUCUCAGUUCAUACUCAAAAAGGAUACGGGCUUGAAGCUGGUGUAUUAUCCUUAUUCAGUGCCAGUACGUUCCACCAAUCCUCGACUAAAACAUAUGCCGUUUCUGCGGCAGACGGAUUCAGGAACCCUUAACGAUGCAACGAGCUAUAUGCUCAUGAAUUUGGCUUCUAUUGCUGAUCUGAACACACGACUAAAGCAGCCCGUUGAUCCUUUACAAUUUCGCGGAAACUUUGAGUUGAAAAUGGAUGUGGAUAAGCCCUAUGCCGAGGAUGAUUGGCAGUGGAUACGCAUCGGCGAUGACGCUGUCUUUCGGGUUGUGGCUCCAUGUACUCGUUGCAUUUUACCCAACAUCAACGUAAAUACAGCAGAACGGAAUGUCGAUGGCGAACCACUGAAAACACUUCGCAGCUAUCGCUUGUUCGACUAUCCAUCGCCUGCUUUGGGAAUUCACUUGGGUCUUCGCCGACCAGGAAAUGUUAAAACCAACGAUAUUGUUUAUGUCGAAGAUAAGUGAAAUAAGCAAUACUAUACGAUAUAUAGAAAUAUAAUUGUAUACAUUUAUCUUUAUUACAUAUAACAGAGAUUAUGAUAGUACGAAAGUUUAAUAUGUAUGUAAAUAAACAUGGGUAUGAGCUAUAACAAUAAUAAA